Hyla sarda is the source of this 616-nucleotide messenger RNA. It is a transcript of the gene TIMM10, whose product is annotated as translocase of inner mitochondrial membrane 10. NCBI's taxonomy places the organism in Eukaryota, Metazoa, Chordata, Amphibia, Anura, Hylidae. The coding region runs from base 144 to 419 and encodes 91 amino acids. The record is from RefSeq and is a predicted model, not a curated record. Gene Ontology annotation, biological process: protein insertion into mitochondrial inner membrane. Gene Ontology annotation, cellular component: mitochondrial inner membrane. The transcript is spliced from 3 exons.
UGCAUGUCCUCCAGGUUUACGGCUGUGUGAGACAUCUCCUUAUUCCGUUUCAGCCAUUAGUGCGCUGUACUGCCGUAACCUGGAAGCCGUCAGGACAAGUGAACGUGUAUACAUGCACCAUAUAAAUCACUAACUCCAAUAUCAUGGAUCCUUUAAGAGCUCAACAGCUGGCAGCAGAACUUGAAGUUGAAAUGAUGGCAGAUAUGUAUAACCGCAUGACAGGUGCUUGUCACAAAAAGUGUGUCCCCCCUCACUACAAGGAACCAGAACUGUCCAAGGGAGAGAGCGUGUGUCUUGACCGCUGUGUCUCAAAAUAUCUGGAUAUCCAUGAACGGAUGGGCAAGAAACUCACAGAACUUUCCAUGCAGGAUGAGGAGUUGAUGAGGAAGAUGCAGCAGGGUGUGGGACCUGCACAGUAAUUUUUCCCAUAACAGACUUAAUAGUUCUCAGUUCUGCAGUAUCUUUGAUUUUCAUGUUGCCCUGUCUGCACACAGGGCCAUGUGUCUUUUAUGUCUUUUCUAGUUGUACACAUUGUGCAAUGUAUUAAAUUUUUCUUACAUUUGUUGGUUUAUUAUGAAUCAGCAGAAAAAAAAUAAAAGAUUCUUGUGAAAUGAAA